This is a messenger RNA of Cannabis sativa, 1848 nucleotides long. Its product is annotated as E3 ubiquitin-protein ligase BOI. Lineage: Eukaryota; Viridiplantae; Streptophyta; Magnoliopsida; Rosales; Cannabaceae. The record is from RefSeq and is a predicted model, not a curated record. Gene Ontology annotation, molecular function: ubiquitin-protein transferase activity. The coding region runs from base 575 to 1675 and encodes 366 amino acids. The transcript has 4 exons.
AAGAAAAAAGAAAAAGAAAGAGAUAUCAUCAGUUAGCGUAACGAUACCACCGUUUUAAUUCAUUCAUUCAUAUUUCAUAUACACAUAUACAUACACAUACACACACACUAAUAAUAAUUUGGCCACUUCUUCAUACCCGUCCUUCUGUCUCUCUCUCCCACUCUCACCCCACUUUUUCUUUUUUGGAAUAUUAAUUCUUGCUUUCUUCUUCUUCUUCGGUUACCAUUAUUAUUAAGCAGAUUUAUCUCUUGGUUUCUGAGACAAUAAAUAAAUAUUUAUUUAUUUUUAUUUAUUUAUUUUUAUUUGGCAUUUGAGUGGUGCUGGUGGUGGGUAAGGUAAGCUUGUUGUGGAUCGUUUUAAUGGAAGGUUGUAGAUGAUGAUCGAUUCUCCUUUGCCUUAUCUAUAAAGCAUUGUUAUUUUUGAGGAUCUGGGUAGGUGAAAGCUUUAGCUUUUCUUCAAACUCAAUCAAAGGACCUUUGCUAUUUCCAGGUGGAAACUUUCUGUUUAUUUUAACCACAUACUUUAAAAGCAAUACAAGUUAAGGUAGAUUAUCUUCUUGCCUUUAGUAAAAAUUAUGUUGGGAGGAAACAACGGUAAUCCUGUUCUUCCUGUGUUCCUUGACGAGAAUCGUUUCCAAUAUCAAACAAAUACUUCAAAUCAGUUGCAGCUGUUUGGAAAUGUUGCGAAUGGAUGUGGUGUUGAUCCAGUAAAUUAUUUCGGAAAUGAUCACAUGACUCCCAUGCUUCGGCCUAAUAAAAGAAGCAGGGAAAUAGAUGAUAUCUCUAGGCAACAAAAGCUUCAAAUUUCAUUGAAUUAUAAUGUUUGUCAAGAUGAAGCUGAUCGUUCAGGAAGCAUUCCGAACCCAAACCCUGUAUCGACAGGUUUAAGAUUAUCAUAUGAUGAUGAUGAGCGCAACUCGACUGUUACUUCUGCAAGUGGAAGCAUGACCGGGGCACCUGCAAUCAUUUACUCCCUUGGGGACAAUGUUAGAACAGAGCUUGAUCGGCAGAAAGAGGAGUUUGACCAGUACAUGAAAAUACAGGUAAUAAUAAAUACCCUCCAACCACUUCCGAAAUCCUCUCAUUUCGGUUAUCAUUUUUAUUCUAACUCCCUAUUCACACAGGAGGAGCAAUUGGCAAAAGGGGUAAGGGACAUGAAGCAAAGACACAUUGCUUCAUUUCUUACUGCCAUCGAAAAAGGUGUGAGCAAGAAACUACGCGAGAAAGAUGCAGAAAUUGAGAACAUAAACAGAAAGAACAGAGAACUAGUAGAGAGAAUGAAACAGGUGGCUAUGGAAGCUCAGAGUUGGCACUAUAGAGCAAAAUACAACGAGUCAGUCGUGAACGUUCUGAAGAGCAAUCUCCAGCAGGCGAUUUCACAAGGUGCAGCAGACCAAGGUAAGGAAGGAUUUGGAGACAGCGAAAUCGACGACGCUGUCUCCUACAUUGAUCCGAGCAACAUGUUAAGCAUUCCUGGCACAACAAUAAAUUCACUUCCAAAGAACCAGGGUUCUCGGGACACUAUGACUUGCAGAGCCUGCAAAUCAAGGGAGGUCUCCAUGUUGUUGAUGCCUUGUAGGCAUUUGUGUUUAUGUAAAGAGUGUGAUGCCUUUAUUGGUGCUUGCCCAGUAUGCCAGUUGAUGAAAACUGCUAGUGUUCAAGUGUAUCUGUCUUAAUACAUCUAAAGCAACUAACUUAAAAAAUGAGAAGUUUGUUGCUGCUUGAUAUUUGUUAUUUUUACUCACUCAAGUUUAAAGAAAGAGAAAUUGUAAACAUAAAAUAUAUAUGGUUUGGCUGGGUGAACAUUAGUUUUAUUUCCCUUAAUGUAAUUAAUUAGUUUAUGUGAUCA